GGGAGGGUGCCGCCUCUGAGCCACUCCGCUGGUUGAGCUGACAGGACUUGCUGAGUGACGGUUUUCACAUGGGUGGGAAAGAGAGGUCAUCAAGGACACACUGGAAGUUUGACACCUAAAAGGAUGGAUGGGGAAGACUCUUCUCAGGAAUCAGAGGGUGGCUCUGAGAAAGGCUGUGCUCCACCUUAGUCCAGUGGACCUUAGUCUGUUGCGUGAAGGGAUCUCCUAAGGAGAUGACAGGGUGUGACCCUGGGUGGAGUGGGAUGAAAAGGUGAAGUUUUUUCACCUUGUCACUAGACUCUAGAGCAGAUUGGCAUGUAGCUACAGCCCGCUGGCCCAGGUCAACCUGAGGCUCCUGGGGCAAGGUACACUGGGGAAACAGUGGCCCAGGGUCAUCUCCCAGUGCCUUUGCUCCCUGUCCUAUCCCUGCAGCCCCCCCAUCUCCUCUCGCCACUUUCCCCCACGCUUUCACUGCACUCCAGCCUGGGGACCUCAGCUGUCUCGGACCCCACGCCCCCACUGGAGAGACAUGAAGAUGGAGAAAGGGUGUUCUUUUUCCCUGUCAUGUGUCUGAGAUUCUGGUGGAUGCUGGGACCCGCCCACCAGGAGCCCACAGCACUGCCCGUCGUCCUGAGAAAUGCUGGAAGCUGGGUGUGGCCCCAGGCGGGGGACCUGUUUUUCCUGUUUCCUGCAGAGUUCCCUGCAGCCCUGUCCAAACGUGUGCAUUCAUGAGUGAAGACCCAAGCGGGCGCGGAGCAUCCUGCUGCACGAACUGGGGCCGGUCAGGUAUGGACGUGCGAGGGGCGAUGGCUGCAGGCCUGGGCCACUGGAAUGGCACCAUCAAUGGCACCUGGGAUGGGGACGAGCUGGGCUACAAGUGCCGCUUCAAUGAGGACUUCAAGUACGUGCUGCUGCCUGUGUCCUACGGUGUGGUGUGCGUGCUUGGGCUGUGCCUGAACGUCGCGGUGCUCUACAUCUUCCUGUGCCGCCUCAAGACAUGGAAUGCCUCCACCACCUACAUGUUCCACCUGGCCGUGUCGGACGCGCUGUACGCGGCCUCCCUGCCGCUGCUGGUCUAUUACUACUCCCGCGGCGACCACUGGCCCUUCAGCACCCUGCUCUGCAAGCUGGUGCGUUUCCUCUUCUACACCAACCUCUACUGCAGCAUCCUCUUCCUCACGUGCAUAAGCGUGCACCGGUGCCUGGGUGUCUUGCGCCCACUGCGGUCGCUGCGCUGGGGUCGGGCCCGCUAUGCCCGCCGGGUAGCAGCCGGCGUGUGGGGGCUGGUGCUGGCCUGCCAGGCACCUGUGCUCUAUUUCGUCACCACCAGCACGCGUGGCAGCCGCAUUACCUGCCACGACACCUCGGCCCCUCAUCUCUUCAACCACUUCUUGGCCUACAUCUCCGUCAUGCUGGGCCUGCUCUUCGCGGUACCCUUUGCCACCAUCCUGGUCUGCUAUGUGCUCAUGGCCCGGCGGCUGCUGCAGCCGGCCUACGGGACUGCCGGGGGCCUGCCGCGAGCCAAGCGCAAGUCCGUGCGCACCAUCGCGGUGGUGCUGGCUGUCUUCGCCCUCUGCUUCCUGCCGUUCCACGUCACCCGCACCCUCUACUACUCCUUCCGCUCACUGGAUGUCAGCUGCCACACCCUCAACGCCAUCAACAUGGCUUACAAGAUCACCCGGCCGCUGGCCAGCGCCAACAGUUGCCUUGACCCGGUGCUGUACUUCCUGGCUGGGCAGAGGCUCGUGCGCUUUGCCCGGGACGCCAAGCCACCCACAAAUCCCACUCCUACUGCCCAGGCUAGCCGCAGGCUGGGCCUGCGCAAAUUUCGCAGAACCAACACCAACACAGAAGACACAUCCGCCAGCAGUGAGAAUUCCAGGCAGACAGAGCCCACGCUGGCUGGUGGUGGGAAUAUUAAGGACAUCAGGCUCUAACACCUGAACCCCUCUCACCUGUGCAAGUUUAUAUGGAGGCUGGCGGUGGAGGAGGGACUGCAGGGACUAGGACUUGUUCCAGUGGGACGGCCUCCCCAGAUAUGGACCAUCAUGACGCAUGCUGGAUGGUCAAGGGAGCCAUGACCCAACACUGUCAUCUGCAGGGGCUCAGGACACUCUCUGUGGUCCAGAGAACUCAACAGUCCCCACAGCCCCAUCACCAUCUGUAUGUAUCAGUUGGGGAAUAAGGUUUCAAGAAAGGCAAGGGUUCAGGGCCAAUGCCACUGCUGGCCUGACUCACCCACAUAGAGAGCCAGCUGUGCCUAUCAAGGUGCCUGGGCCUGAGCCCAGCUGAACAAGUCAAUGGAGAAACCGGCCCAGAGAGGAGAGCGACCCCCCUGGGGCACACAGAGGAGUCUGGGCCUGAGCUGCCUGGGAAGGACAGGGUCGCAGGUUGAAUGGAGGACCCUGGCAAGCAGCCGGGGCUGAGCCAGAGCUUCCCCCAGGAGUUGGGGGCAGGUCUGCGUGCAGUGGACUUGGCAAUGAGGAGCACCCCCAGCCCAAGAGAUGAACAUCUGGAAACUGGUGCCCUGAACCCAUCUGGAGGCUCCCAGGGGCUGGGAGCCAGCUGAGGCUCUAACUUAUACUAAAAGUGUUGUGAUCUG
Molecule: messenger RNA, 2602 nt
Organism: Phyllostomus discolor (pale spear-nosed bat)
Lineage: Eukaryota; Metazoa; Chordata; Mammalia; Chiroptera; Phyllostomidae
Gene: P2RY2
Product: purinergic receptor P2Y2
Exons: 3
Coding region: 729-1937 (402 amino acids)
Biological process (GO): phospholipase C-activating G protein-coupled receptor signaling pathway; positive regulation of mucus secretion; blood vessel diameter maintenance
Cellular component (GO): plasma membrane
Molecular function (GO): G protein-coupled purinergic nucleotide receptor activity; A1 adenosine receptor binding; G protein-coupled UTP receptor activity
Source: RefSeq, a predicted model, not a curated record